Molecule: messenger RNA, 283 nt
Organism: Ambispora gerdemannii
Lineage: Eukaryota; Fungi; Glomeromycota; Glomeromycetes; Archaeosporales; Ambisporaceae
Source: the annotation of a GenBank genome assembly
CGUCUCAAAGACUAAAUUGAACGCAUCUGGUCAACAACUCAGCAGGAAUGGUCGUCAGACAAUAAUAAUAGAAUUACUCGCUUCCUCUCCUCCUUCUGCACAGUUUAUAUUUAUGGUAAUAGAACCACUCAAUUCCCUCUUUCUUCAAUUCUGCUCAAAGACUAGUGGAACGCAUCCGGUCAGCAACUCAGACAGGAACGGUUUACCAGGUUUCCCGUCACCGCCAGCUAAGCCCUACGGAAAAAUCUUUCAUUUAGAGGCUCCGGGUUCUUUCUAUCAUGAA